Messenger RNA from Rhagoletis zephyria (snowberry fruit fly), 3474 nucleotides. RefSeq names its product nuclear receptor dissatisfaction (gene dsf). Gene Ontology annotation, molecular function: sequence-specific DNA binding; DNA-binding transcription factor activity; zinc ion binding. Gene Ontology annotation, biological process: regulation of DNA-templated transcription. The record is from RefSeq and is a predicted model, not a curated record. NCBI's taxonomy places the organism in Eukaryota, Metazoa, Arthropoda, Insecta, Diptera, Tephritidae.
AUGUCAGUUAAGCCUAGUCUAAAUCACUUAUUUGAUAUUUUUCUACGUGCUUUAUGCCUCAGUUUUAAUGUAGCUUAUUUAUUUUCAGGGGAUCGCCUGCUAGACAUACCUUGUAAAGUGUGCGGCGAUCGAAGUUCCGGCAAACAUUACGGCAUCUACAGUUGUGAUGGUUGUUCCGGCUUCUUCAAACGCAGCAUUCAUCGGAAUCGCAUUUACACCUGCAAAGCAACUGGCGACCUAAAAGGUCGCUGCCCCGUUGACAAAACGCAUCGCAAUCAAUGUCGUGCUUGUCGGCUGGCUAAAUGCUUUCAAUCGGCCAUGAAUAAAGAUGCCGUUCAGCAUGAGCGUGGCCCCCGCAAGCCAAAGCUACAUCCACAGCUGCACCACCAUCAUCCCCACCAUCCGCAUCAUCAUCAUCACCAUCAUCACAAUGGUUUGGCGGCGCAUCAUGCUCAUCACCAUCCCGGCCACCAUUUGCCCGUCUCGCUGGUGACCAAUGUGUCAGCCUCCUUCAAUUACACAUCGCACAUUUCCACCCACCCUGUGCAGGGUUUCCAACCACCAGCACACCCAACCGCCUUCCAUCAUCCCGGACAUGCGCUGGUGCAACAUAAUGCUUUGCAAAAUGGCGUACCGCCACAUCCACCAUUGCACUUUCCGCCACAUCUGCUGCCGCACAUGCAUCACAAUCUCAUCGCAGAGGCCACGAGCAAGUUGCCAAGCAUGUCGUCAACAGCGACAGCUUCUACCGCUGCCACCAUUGUAGGUGCGGUAAGCGCUGCAGCGACUGUCGCUCCUCAUCCACCGCCACCCAAGCAUAUGCCAUUGUCGCUUACGACAGCGGGCAACGGCAGCAAUGUUUUGCCCACUUAUGACCUGACAAACAGCGGCGGCUCCUCGGGUGCACCCAGCGGCGGUGCUGCUAGCACCACAAGCCUAGAAUUCUACGCCAAGUCAACGAUGACCACACACAAUUACUCCUCACCCUCACCCACGCCAUCCAUACAAUCCAUUUCGAGUAUUGGCGGCCGUAGUUCGUUGGGCAGCGAGAGUCCGCGCGUAAAUGUGGAGACAGAAACACCUUCGGCCACACCGCCUGUCUCGGCGAGCGCUUCACCGGUGCCCUCACUGACGGACACCAACGCCACCGGCGGCCCAGCUUCACCGAUUAUCAACAUUAAUGGCAAUAGCAACAAUAACAAUAGUGACGCGUUGGACAACAACAACGACAACAGCAUAAACAAUCAUAAUUGCAAGCAGAGCAGUGGUGGCAGCAGCUUGGGUGCCAGCAGUGGUACACCAUCGCGUUCGACACCACUGUCCAGCCACUCGCCACCGGCUAACCAGAGUGGCAGCGCCGGUGUUUCAACAAAUUCAAGCUCGUCAGCUGCGGCUGCCGCUAGCCAGGCGGCAGCGCUUUAUGCUGCCCGCCAAAAUGGUUUUCUCGAAUUGUUGCUCAGUCCGGACAAGUGCCAGGAGAUCAUACAGUAUCAGGUGCACAAUUCGAUACUCUUCCCGGCGCUGCCACAGCAAUUAAUCGGCGUCGAUUCGCGGCUACUAUCGUGGGAAAUGCUGCAAGAGACAACUGCACGUUUGCUUUUCAUGGCUGUGCGGUGGGUUAAGUGUUUGAUGCCCUUCCAGACGCUCACCAAGAACGACCAACAUUUGCUGCUGCAGGAAUCCUGGAAGGAGUUAUUCCUCCUCAAUCUCGCCCAAUGGACAAUUCCACUCGAUCUCACGCCCAUCCUCGAAUCACCACUCAUCAAAGAGCGCGUGCUCCAAGACGAAGCCACCCAGAUAGAGAUGAAAACCAUACAGGAGAUACUCUGCCGUUUCCGCCAAAUCGCGCCCGACGGCAGUGAGGUCGGCUGCAUGAAAGCCAUCGCGCUCUUCGCACCCGAAACGGCUGGCCUCUGCGAUGUGCAACCGGUAGAGAUGUUGCAAGAUCAAGCGCAAUGCAUACUCUCCGAUCAUGUGCGGCUACGCUACCCACGACAAGCGACGCGCUUCGGACGUCUACUGCUGCUGCUGCCCUCACUACGUACCAUACGUGCAGCUACCAUUGAGGCGCUCUUCUUCAAGGAGACCAUUGGCAAUGUGCCCAUAGCGCGACUCUUGCGGGAUAUGUAUUCAAUGGAGCCGGCGCAGGUGGACAAGUGAAGUGCAAUGCGACGCAUUGGAAAUUAAAGUGAAAAUAAAAUGCGAAAAAUUAUUAUUGUUUGAGUGUAUAAGGCAUACAUGCAUAUGUGUGCAGAGAGGGAAAAAACUAAAAUUGCAAGCAUUUAGUUGUAAUAUGAAAAUAUAUACAUGCAUAAGCAAGGGCCUAAGCAUGAAGCAGCCAAGCGAAAGUGGACGUUGAGGUUGGUGAAGUGAACGUAGAGGAGGGUGGCGGCUCGUGCGACAGCUAAUGCCAGUGCUGCUGCUCCUACCGGUAUUUAAUGCAGUCAGCAUUGACGUGCGUGUGUGUGCAUGCGAGUUGGCGCGCAGCUGACGGAAUUCACAGCGCCUCCGCUUACGUGCCACCGCUGCGCUGCUGAUUCUUCUUCUUCGUACAAAGGUGACAGUAUUAUGGCAUGAACGGCCAUCAUCGUUUGCCGUUGUCAAUGGUGUUCUUUUCUAAUAUCGCAGCGUCGCAUUGCCAAGCAUUCUGCAAUUGAGUUAAUACAUACAUUUGCGCUCAUAUGUGUGUGUGUGUGUAAAGGCAUAACGGCAAAAUAAAAAUUCCAGUUAGAAAUAAAUACUUGUGUGUGUGUGUGUGUGUGUGUGUAUUUGUGUUGGCGCGCGGGUGCUAGCAAAUGAUUUAUUCCGCUGGCAAUUUCUUUAUUUAUUUUCCAUUCGACAUUUUGCCCGCGAACCUCGUCAUUCCCGUCCUGCUUUCUGUUACUCUCAUUCAGUGCUAAAUCUUAUAUUAUUUUUUUGCAAUUUUUUUUUUUCUAUUUUUGAUAUCAUCAUAUCACAUCUCACCUGUGCCACCCACCAAAGCUUUCAGCUACAAUAUUACCCAGCACUGAUGCUGAUUGCUUGCUUCUAAUUUUGUUUUUUUUUUUUUUGUUCAUUCCUGCCAAUAUCCGUCGGCUAUUUGUGCUCAAUCUCGCUUUGGAAAAAUGUAUGGACUCUACAUUUGAUAUUUUAAAUUUAUGAUUUUUCCCAUCUUCCUCACUUGCCGCCACCUGCCGCAGCACUGCGCCAACUUGCGCUGAGCCGUUAUGCGCAUCGCAUUUCAUUGCGAGUUUAGAAGUAAUGAAAAAAUAACUUUGCCGCCGGCGUUUCUAAAUUCAAUUCAAUUGGACACUCCAACGGCAGCGCAAAUGUAAAAACAGUUAGUCAGAAAAAAUAUGGAUGAAAAAAUAAAAAUACAAAUUGCAGUUGAAAUAAAUUGUGUAAAAUUUUGCUACACCUCACACAGCUGCGCGCAAUUGUAAUAGCUUGUCGAUUUAUAUGAAGCUGAUUUCGUUUUUUUUUUUUUAAUGUAAC